Molecule: messenger RNA, 1219 nt
Organism: Durio zibethinus
Lineage: Eukaryota; Viridiplantae; Streptophyta; Magnoliopsida; Malvales; Malvaceae
Product: photosystem II reaction center Psb28 protein-like
Biological process (GO): photosynthesis
Cellular component (GO): photosystem II oxygen evolving complex; photosystem II; chloroplast thylakoid membrane
Source: RefSeq, a predicted model, not a curated record
UCUGCCACUAAUCCAAACUCUGCAGUGAAUGGCUGUCCUUGUUACACGCCAUCACUCUACAUUCACCACACCAACUCACCAAUUGGCUGCUACUAUCUUCUAAAACCCUCGUUCCCUCUCCCUUCUCAACUCCACAAUGGCAACUCUUCAGUCUAUGGCAUGGGCCUCUCCUGUCUCUUAUUCUUUGCUUAAGCAACUGCGGUCUCUCUCAGGAAUACCGGUUUGGGUUGUUCACCGGAGUGGGAAUUCGCUAUUCAAUGGGCAAUCUUUACAUGUGGCUCCUUCACGGCAUUCGCCAACGAGAUGGAACUCCAAGAAAUAUGGACCCAUAACAAUGAUGGUCAAACCAAAAAUUCAGUUCAUUCAAGGAACUGAUGAACAGACAAUACCAGAUGUGAGGUUAACCAAGUCAAGAGAUGGCACAAACGGUGUUGCUAUAUUCAGAUUUGAUCAACCCUCCGUUUUUGACUCAUCGGGUGAAGUUGGUGAAAUUACUGGCUUUUACAUGAUUGAUGAGGAAGGAGUUCUUCAGUCAGUUGAUGUGAAUGCAAAAUUUGUAAAUGGGAAGCCUGCAGGAAUUGAAGCAAAGUAUGUAAUGCGAUCUCCCCGAGAGUGGGACAGGUUCAUGAGAUUCAUGGAACGGUAUUCUAAUGAAAACGGUUUGCAAUUCAUCAAAAAAUGAGGCAAUGUAUAUUCUUCUCUCGUAUUACUCUUCAUUUCCACCGGAUUAAUUUCCUGAUUGGUGUUAUUUAAUUUUUGUUUUAAGUGUAACUUGAAAUCUCAUGUAGGUUUUAUGCAAAUGCCUUGUUGCUUCCUUCUAACCAACAAAGUUUUGCGUUUUCCUUUUCUAUCUUCCAAUUGUUUACUUCAUUUUUUUGUUUGCCAAGAUGACUGCUACUUCCAUUGAUGAAUUACUCUGAUUAUGUCUUGGUAAGUAAAGAGCGAAACCCGCUUACACUAAACAGCCUCUAGGCCCUGCAGUUCCCAAAAUAUCAUCUUUCAUCAGUCUAUUUAAAACGAUAGGAGAAGACAAUAACUUAGCUAAAUUUGCCAGAAAAUCCGCAGUGGUUGACCUCCUGAUAUAUAUAGACAAGAGAACAAUCCAAAUGCAAUUGGAGAAGCUGAUUUGUAAUACAUAAUAGAGAGGAUCAGUAUCAUGCAGAGGAUUAGUAUUAUGUUAUUGAAUGUUGAUAUCUGAUAAAAGAAGUUACGAGGGUCA